Pyrus x bretschneideri (Chinese white pear) is the source of this 1594-nucleotide messenger RNA. Its product is annotated as G2/mitotic-specific cyclin S13-7. The record is from RefSeq and is a predicted model, not a curated record. Gene Ontology annotation, cellular component: cytoplasm; nucleus; centrosome. Lineage: Eukaryota; Viridiplantae; Streptophyta; Magnoliopsida; Rosales; Rosaceae. Gene Ontology annotation, molecular function: cyclin-dependent protein serine/threonine kinase regulator activity. The transcript has 8 exons. Gene Ontology annotation, biological process: mitotic cell cycle phase transition; regulation of cyclin-dependent protein serine/threonine kinase activity. The coding region runs from base 238 to 1437 and encodes 399 amino acids.
ACUUGGAGAAAGACGAAAGACGAAAGACGAAAGACGAAAGAGAAAACGAAAGACGAAAGACGAAAGAGAAAACGAAAGACGAAAGAUAGUCGAGAAGUGGAGGAGAAGGUGGCGACCAUUAACGGCGAAGAAGACGGAGAGACGCGCAGCAGUCGUCUCCAAGUGUUUCUGUCGUCCUUGUUUUCGAGUCUGGGUGGAGUUUUUGGUGGUAACGGUCAAGAAAUUCAAGAUCUUGAAAUGGCUUCGAAAGCCGUCGCUGUUGGGCCUCAACAAGAACAGCAACAACAACCCCACAAAGAGGGAGGUAAGCAGAAGAAAGUGGCAGCAGAGGGGAAAAAUAGGCAGGUUCUUAGAGAUAUUGGUAACCUCCAUGGCCAAGCCCCCGCAGCAGCACCGGAUAAGACCAAGAAACCCGUCACACAACCAGUUCAUGGGAAAUUCAAAUCCGAUAAUGCAACCAAGGUUGUAGCAGUGGUUGAAAAUGACAAGAUUAGUGGUGUCAACAGGCAAGGGGUGGCCUCAAGGAAGAGUGUCAGGGCCUUCACAUCAACUCUCAGUGCCCGAAGCAAAGCUGCUGCUUCUGGACUGACUAGUAAGCUAAAGGAUCUAAAGCUAGACAUCGAUACAGCUGAUGCUGAUAACGAGUUGGCAGUAGUAGAAUAUUUGGAUGACAUCUACCAGUUUUACAAGCUCUCACAAGAUGAGAACCGCGUUCAUGAGUACAUGGAUUUACAGCCUGAAAUAAAUGCCAAGAUGAGAUCAAUCCUUGUAGACUGGUUGAUAGAAGUUCAUCACAAAUUUGAACUCACGCCAGAAACCCUCUAUCUUACCGUAAACAUUGUAGAUCGAUUUCUUUCAGUAAAACUUGUGCCGAGGAGGGAGCUUCAGUUAGUUGGUAUCAGCUCAAUGCUUCUAGCAAGCAAGUACGAAGAAAUUUGGGCGCCUGAGGUUAAUGACUUUGUUUGCAUUUCAGACAAUGCUUAUGGUAAAGAAAAGGUGUUGGUCAUGGAAAAAGCAAUCUUGGGAAAGCUGGGAUGGUGUCUAACAGUUCCCACACCGUACGUCUUCCUUGUUCGCUACAUCAAAGCGUCUGGACCAUCUGAUAACGAUAUGGAGAAUAUGGUGUUUUUUCUUGCUGAAUUGAGCUUGAUGGACUAUACCAGUAUGAUUCUGUACUGCCCUUCAAUGAUCGCUGCAUCUGCUGUUUAUGCUGCUCGAUGCACCCUUGACGAGAGCCCUUUAUGGACUGAAACUCUCAAGCAUUACACUGGAUAUUCAGAAGACGAGCUCAAGGAUUGCGCAAAGGUUCUGGUAACCCUUCAUUCGGCAGCUGCAGAGAGUAAGCUCAAGGCAGUCUAUAAGAAGUUCUGUUGCUCGAAGCGUAGCGCGGUUGCUCUUCUUUCACCAGCCAGUGGCCUUUCUGCCGAACCACUCUGAAUAUUAAUAUUAUCGUGUUCUGUGGAUUAAUCAAUGUUUUGAGAUCAUUUUGUUGUUAUGAUCCUUGCUUGCAGCAAUCUAUUGUAAUAUUUUCGACUCAAAAAUACUGUUGAUGUAUUUCAAUGCUCAUGAAUGAAUGAUUCUUCUUCGAGUAAAA